Microthlaspi erraticum is the source of this 519-nucleotide messenger RNA. NCBI's taxonomy places the organism in Eukaryota, Viridiplantae, Streptophyta, Magnoliopsida, Brassicales, Brassicaceae. The record is from the annotation of a GenBank genome assembly.
AUGUGCAGUGCGAGACCACAUUUAUGGAGUAAGUGGUUGCCUCUUGCUGAGUUUUGGUAUAAUACCACCUACCAUAGCUCGGCCCAGAUGACUCCUUAUGAGGCAGUCUUUGGUCAACCCCCACCUCAACAUUUGCCUUACAUACCUGGAGAAAGUAAAGUGGCGGUGGUGGCUAGGAAUUUGCAGGACCGUGAGCAAAUGUUACUUAUCUUGAAAUUUCAUUUGUUACGCGCCCAGCAUCGAAUGGAGCAGCAGAAAUUGGCACCGAAGUAUUAUGGCCCUUAUAAGAUCCUUGAUAGGUGUGGCAAGGUUGCUUACAAGUUGGAGUUGCCAAGUACGAGCCGGAUCCACCCUGUUUUUCACGUCUCUCAACUCAAGUUGCGUGUUGGUGAUGCCGUCACAACAACUCAACUCCCCAAUGUCAUCCCUGACUUGUUGACAAAAGAACCAGAGAGAGUCCUUGAACAUCGAACGGUUAAGCGCCUUAACAGAGCUGUGACUCAAGUGUUGGUGAAAUGA